AUGGAGCUCAAAGGCAAUGGGGCCACCUACCGUAAGCUGGAGGAUCUGCUGAACGCGCUGCAUGGGAAGGCGAACGGGGAGCAGGCCAAACUUCUGCAGCGUCUCCAGGAGGAAGUGGAGGUCGACAAGAGCUAUUUCCUGUGCCACUUGCUGGAAGUCCAUGGACAGCUUGUUGAAACAGUUGGGAGAAGAGAGCAGGAAGCCAAAGAAGGGCAAGUAGUCAAUCCAACAAAGACAAAAUCAAAGGAUUUUUGGGAAAAUGAUCUCCCAGAGUCGUUAAUCAAAGGAACGCCCUUUGUUACCUACUCUCAUUCACGUUCUCAAAGGCGUUUGUACCCACCACCUACACGGAGGAAUGAACAAGGCUUGGAGAGCUCAUCUGGAUGUAAAGAAUCUGACACAAUCCCAGAUUGCAUAUCCCCAGUUACAGAAAAUACCAGCAAGGGAGAUCUUUCUGGAACCAUUGUUGAUGAGAUUUUACCUGAGGUGUGUUGGGACCUCCAGAGUUACAGUUCAUCUGUGGAAAAUCUGACUCCAUCCAGAUGUUCCGAAGACGACAUGGAGGACGGGAGUGGAGCAGAUCACGAGUACCUGGUACAGCAGAACUCCGAGCUGUUAAGAGGGCUGGAAGAGCUGGAGAAGACCGUGGCUACUCUCAGAGAAGAGAACAUCCUUCUGCGAAAGAGCAGUUGCCCUGAGACGGAGGAGAAGGUGAAGAGGCUGAGGAAGAAAAAUGCUGAACUGGCCGUCAUCGCUAAGCGCUUAGAGGAGAGGGCACGCAAGCUACAGGAGGCCAAUCUUAAAGUGGUGAAUGCCCCUAUCCCUAUCAAACCAGGUGCUGUAGAACAAUAUAAGAGAGCAUUUGCGAGGCAGCGGGCACGGGACCUGGCACAGCAUGCAGACACGCUUCUCUCCAAAGAUAAAGAGAUCGCCGCCCUGCAGAAUGAGUGCCGACAGCUAGAGGCCAAAAUAGGACAGGCCAAGGGUAGUCCUGUCCCGGCGGCACCGUUGGAGUUCGAGCGGCUCCUUAGGGAGUCUCAGAAAGAGGUGUUGCGUCUGCAGAGGCAGCUCUCGGUCAGUUCAGCCCAGGAACAGCACUCCCUCGAAGGACCAAAGGAAGACAAGGAUGAGAAAGAGGAAAAGAUUAUAUGUGAUACCCCGCAUGCUGUGGUAGAUGCCGUCAAAGGGGAGACGACCUGUGGAGAGGAGAAGGAGCCUAGAACACAAGUAAUUCCUGAGCAGGACCUCGGCUCUGCUCACCAGCAAGAGGACCGUUUAGAGUUUCUGGAAGGUGAGUUGAGCAAGAAGAGAAAAGAAUGUGAAGACAUUGGGCAUGAAGUAAGGAAAAGGCAGAAGAAAUGUCUGGACUUGGAGAGCCAGCUUGAGGAUGAGCGCAGCAAAAAUGAACGCUUGGCAGAGGAGGCCGAGCUCCUCAGGAGGAAGGCUCAGCUGCUAGAGCAGUCUCAUGCUGAAAAUGAGGAGCUGAGGGACGAGCUCUCAGCCUUGAGCGCUCAGUACAGUUCAGUUCUCGAGGAGAACCAGAGACUUCGUGCCAAACUGGAGAACCUAGAGCAGGUCCUGAAGCAUAUGCGAGAGGUCGCAGAGCGCAGGCAACAGCUGGAACUGGAACACGAGCAGGCCUUGGCUAUCCUCAAGUUCAAGCAGGAUGAGAUCAAACGACUUCAGAGGGCUCAGUUAUUUGCCAAGAGGGAACAUGAAGGGGUCGUGCAAAAGCUGGAGAAAACAUUGGACUGCAUGCAGGCGAAGGUGCAGGAGCUGGAGCAGAAGUGCCGGAAUCAGAGCGAGCAGUUCGGCCUGCUCUCUCAAGAGCUGGAAAAAUUUCGCCAGCAAGCCUCCAAGAUCGACCUGUCAGCUCCUGGACUCCUGUGCUCCGGAAUUACACUCCCCAAUGGACUCAACCUGUCCACAGAUACCGGCACUAAUGCCUCAUGGGACGACAUCGCCUUUUGGAGUCUGGAGGGCAACGAGGCCCUCUGUGACAUCUCUGAGCAUGAUCUGGCCGCUGUGCUGCGGUCCGGCUCGGCACCGUACGCUGCGGGUCUGUCCCGGUCAGAGCGUUCGCCCGCCACGAAACACCGCGAGCUUCCCAGCCCGAGUCUGAAGUCGAGCUCCACUUCCAGCACCUCUCCGCCCAAGUCCACCCACCUGUCGCCCAAAUCGGCAUCGGACUCCCGCAAGGCCAGCCCUACGCCUGAGGUGGACACCGCUAGUGAAGUUGAAGAGCUGGACAUUGAUGUAUCACCUUCUCCGUUUCCGGCCAGUCGAGGAGCUGCUAAACUCCAGGUUUUUAUCGCUCGUUACAGCUACAACCCGUACGAUGGGCCCAACGAUAAUCCAGAGGUGGAGCUGCCCCUCACAGCUGGAGAAUACAUCUACGUUUAUGGAGACAUGGAUGAUGACGGCUUCUAUGAAGGAGAGCUGAUGGACGGUCGUCGAGGUCUUGUCCCAUCCAACUUUGUUGAGCGUGUCUCGGACGACGAUGCACAUGAGGCUCCUGACUUUUCCCACAAUUCCUUUCAGGAGAGCAGUUUCCUUAGCAACUCAGAGAGACUGCAUCAGCGCCAGCACCAUGUGCGUUUUGGCCACAGCACCACUGAGAGGACGGAGGCCUCGGCUAGCUCUGAAAAUACCAAGACUCCUACUGUGCCCCUCUGCAACGGCUUAGACCUAGACCUGGACCUGGAAGAGGAAAUGGGGACUAACACUGUGCCUCAUCCAUGCAAGCUGACUCUUAUCAAGCAGCUCGGCAAAAGCAUAGUGGUGGGCUGGGAGGCGCCACCGGUGGUCCGCAUACAGAGCUAUAACGUUUACGUGGACCAGGAACUUCGGCUCAGCGUGCCUACCGGUAACCAAACCAAGGCGGUACUGGAACGCCUGGAUUUAAUCAGUAGGGCUCAUCGCGUGGCCGUGCAGAGCAUGACCGGACAUGGCACUUCAGACCCCCUGCGCUGCUGCAUGCUGAUAGGGAAGGAUGUGACCCCAGCACCCACUGACUUAAAGGUGGAGCGUGUUAUGGCCACAUCAGCCCAUCUUACCUGGCUACCCAGCAACAGCAACUACGCACAUGCAGUCUCGCUAAACGGCGAACUGCGUGAGCUGGCUGAGGCCGGCCGCUACUCGGCCCACCUCGGUGGUCUCACACCUGGCCUGAAUUACCGUGUUGAGGUGGAGGCGCAACUGCCAACAGAGCGUAGGGAGCGCAAAUGUGCCAUGACCACCUUCACUACGCUUGCCGCAGGUCCUCCUGAUGCUCCUCUGGAUGUGCAGCUGGAACAGGGUCCUUCACCGGGUAUUGCUCAGAUCAGCUGGCUGCCUGUCACCAUCGAUGCUGCCGGCACGUCCAACGGGGUCCGCGUCACCGGCUACACCAUCUACGCUGACAAGAAGAAGGUGCUGGAGGUGUCCUCGCCCACUGCAGGCAGUGCUCUGAUUGGCUCCUCUCAGAUAGAAGCUCUAAAAUCGGCGCGUGAGCUCACUGUGCGCACCAUGUCCCCUCACGGCGAGUCAGCUGACUCUGUGCCUGUUAAUGUGCCUGUUAAACUGCCUGCCAUCAUGGCGGGUUCCUCCACGCCUCUGUGCCAGCCUGUGCCAGGUCAUGCCAGUGCCCUACCCACCGGUGCCGCCAACACCGAGCCUGUUGUGGAUGCCACCCUAGUGUCUGCUGCCAAAACGCCCACAGUGGCCCUCGGCUCCACGCCACAUGGCUGUUCAAACACACCCAAAGCUGCCACCGAUGAUGCCCCUCUGCCAGCUGCCUCUUAUGUCGAAGCAUGGGCGAACCCAGCCGUGGCUGCGCAGGCAGCAUGUCCACUUCCUGGUGCCACUGCCAACCUUCCGGUAAGUGUGCCUGCACCGAUGGUUGUGCCUGCUCCUCUGCCAGUCCCAGCGCCCAUGCCAAGAGCCACUCCACUCGCAUCCACGUCUUCAGCCCAUCCCAGUGUGGUCCUUACAGCGACACCAGAGCCUUGCAGAGAGACCGAGAGCCCUGUGGCAAAACGUCCGACCCCCUCCGUCUCGGAUUUCCUGGACGAACAGUGCCCCUCGCCUCACAUGUCUCCAUUAGUCCCCAGUAUACCCCAGAUCACGGCCCCUGGGACAGACGCGCUUAAUGUGCACAGUAAACCUCCGCUGAGGCCGGCCAGCUCCUCUCCUGUGGAGUCAGAGACAGAGGGGGAGGUGCAGAGUGCUCGACUGGUUUCCAUCGAGGAGUUUUUGCGGCCCGAACCCCAGCCCAGGAUAAAGGUGUAUGCCGGCGGUCUGAUGGACCCUCCUCCUGACUAUCACGUGGACAGCAGCCGCUCAGACCUGUCUGAUAUUCUGGAGGAGGAGGAAGAGGAUCUGUACUCUGAAUCUGCCCCUGAUGUCACACCCAAGACGUCUGGGCCUGCAGGCAGGGUAAGCAGUGCAGCAUGGGAGGCCGACAGUGACGAGGAAGUACUUGGGGAGGUCCAGAAGCUACACCCACAUGUGUAUUCCAACAAGCAGCUGUUCAGCAUCCCGGAGGUUACCGAGGAAGAGGACAACAGUGAGUCCGAGCCUCGUUCCAGACCUGGAAAACCUCAACCACGUGCACAUGAGGCUAGCUUUCAUCCCUCAUCCCAGUACAAAGCCAAAAUCCAAGACCUGAACGCACAGCUCAGAGGGACCACACAGGUCCGCCGGCGGCUCGGCGUGCACUACGCUAACGCGAUAGACGCCACCAGCUGCGAGGACGAAGACUCGGACAGCAGUCUGUACUCCGGGCCCUGCAGCAGGAAGGUGAUGAUGCGCCAAGCGCACCGAGCACACCAUGACAGGGACCGACUCCGCAGGGAGGCCCUACUUCGCCGCCAGAUGGCGUCCGACCAGGAAGCGCAGAGGCCGUACUUACUGAGUAGGACGGUUCGCCAUGUGAAAACGCCAGCUGUGGAGAUCGAUGUGGAGUACGGGACGGAUAACGAUGACGAGCCGGCAGGGUUCCAACCUGGAGAGGUCCUGGUGGAGCAGAUGAGCUCGGAGUGGUGGGUGGAGGGAGGAGACCGUAAUUUCCACCAUGCAGCACCUAAACAACUGUCCAAACACGCACCGCCUAACGUAGGGUCAUCAAUCCAACACUCAUGGGAAGCAGCAGGUCUGGGAGAUUCAGGAGCGGCCUGGUGUAGCCCCAAAGACUUCUCUCCAAAAUUGAAGAGCUCGGAGACCAGAGUUGUCGCAGAUCAAGUGAGGAUUUUCGUGGCCCUGUUCCCAUACGAUCCCGCAACGAUGUCACCCAAUCGGGACGCUGCAGAUGAGGAGCUUCCAUUCAAAGAGGGACAGAUCAUUAAGGUCUAUGGGGAGAAGGAUGCAGAUGGUUUUUACCAGGGUGAGUCUGGAGGUCGUCAUGGUUACGUGCCCUGUAACAUGGUAUCCGAGAUCCAGGUGGAUGACGAGGAGACGAGAGCCCAGCUCCUACAUCAGGGCUUUUUAUCCACUGAGGGUCCCAUAGAGAAGAUUGGCACGUGCUUACUCGCUCAGCAUCCGCCCCGUCCGGCCCCGCCGCCCAAACCUAGACGCUCCAAGAAAGUGGAAUCGACAGCCGUAUGGGAGGAUACGUCCACCAUCGAUUCCUCCAGUCAAGAAAACAGUCGACAUUUAGGAGUUGCCAUGGGAACCCCAACACCUCGCAGGAUGGUGGCUGUCUUUGAUUACGAUCCAAGAGAAAGUUCACCAAACGCUGACGUUGAGGCUGAGCUGAUCUUUAAUGCAGGGGAUAUAAUCUAUGUUUUUGGAGAUAUGGAUGAUGAUGGCUUCUUUUAUGGAGACUUGAAUGGUCAGAAAGGCUUGGUACCGUCCAACUUCCUGCAGGCCUUUCCAGAGACCAGAGAGGAAACAGUAGCUGAACACAGAAUACCUCACAGCCGCAGAGACUCGCAGGUAAGCCAGACCGCAUCAUUACGCCAGCCGGAUCCUGUAACACCCAGUCCCCAAGACGAGAGCCCACGAAACCAUGCGGAACAAAGUUCCAGCCCUGAUCAGCACCACAACCUUCGUCUAGACCUCUGUCCAGAACUCCUGCCUGGUCCCUCUUCAUCCACAGUCCCGCUUUCCAUCUGCGUUCAGCCCUCGGACGGACACUCGCUCACCAACACCUCUCCUCCUGGCAAAAAGAAAAAAGGCUUCUUCUCUAAAGGGAAGAAACUGUUCAAGAAGCUGGGAUCCAGCAAGAAAGAAUAACUGCACUGCUGAAUAAAAGACUGCGACCUUGAAUCGUUUGCUGCUUGCACUUUCUUCCACGUCGACGUUGAUUCGCCUGACGUUAAAGUAUCUGUGAUUUAUUGGUAGGUGUGAGGGAGUGAGUGAGCUAGUUAUCACUACAUGUAGUCAUAAAUAGUGCAUGAUUUUUUUUGCCUAAUAGAGGAUGGUUCCUCUUGCUUUGCUUCAAAGCCGAUUUAAAGUUUGUUAAGCCCAGGUGGUAAAACACUCAACUCAAAGCUGAACUGUUUCUUAAUCAUUUAAUUAGACUAUAAGUAAGACUAGUUAGCAGCUGGAAUGAUUUACUUUCUGGUUACUUUAUCAAAAUAUAGGUUUUCCUGGUGUUUAGUUAUGACUUUUCAAAAGACGGGAGUAUCUGAGUCAAUGUGGGAGUUGGCUAUGGCCAAAGUCUAAGUCAGUCUAUAGUACAAAUGAAAUCAACAUCUGGAAUGUUGAAAUGAUUUCAUGGAUUGUUUGGUUCAGUUUUUGCAAAGUUGCAUUUGAUGUGCUGUUGCUUGUGCAGUGCCAUAUAACCCCCCCAAAUCGUCUGGACUGGGCGGCCACUUGAACAACGAUUGGCUGUUUACAGGGUUGGUAAGUCGGACCAGGGUUGCUCAUAACGGGUGCAAUUAUGACCUCUGCUGGCUGAUUGAUGGCGUCUGCGCAGAGUUGGGGAGUAAUACUGAUCAGGGUGUGGCUCUCUGCACAAGGCUGAUCUGCAUAAGAACUCGCCUCGUGCAGGUGAAAAGGGGCAGUCGGUACUGCACACGUGUCGGAGGGGGCGUGUGUCAGUUGCAAAGCUUUUCAGUCAACAAUAGAGGGUUGUAUCGGUAGAGGUGAAGCCUGGCGCAAUCAGGGUAGUUGGAUACGACUAGAUUAGGGGAGAAAGUUGGGGGAAACAUUCCAAGAAAAGGAGAAAAUAAAAACAUCCUCCACCAUACUUCACAGGUAGCACUUGGCAGUCUUGAACUUUACCAUAACAGUACCUGUAGCUGACCGGAACCGUUCUAGUGGUAAUCAAAGAAUAAGUGAACUCAAAGGCAAUAAAAAACAACCUUUCUAAAUGACAUAGUAAAUAUAAUAUUUAGUAUUUUGACAAUAAAACUUUGACCCACUUGAUGACGGAUCGUAUUUAAAUUAAUAUUAUUUUUGAUUGUGUUUGAUUUGUAUUGUAAAAUCAUGUCUCAGGUGUAGGUGGAAGCUGGGCAGCACUGUGUGUCAUUGUGGUCUCAGCUAAUCUAGGACGAGUUUUACAUCUUGCCAAAUUUUUUGGUGCUCUUUAUGUUGCUGGUGAUUUGAAGACCAGUGAUAAGAUGACAGCUGAUCAGCUGAUGAGUCAAAGCACUAGCGAUGCAUUACACAGGAAGUACAGGUAGAUCUUCAAAACGCAAUGUAGAUCAAGCAUGGUAGUUUUAACACUUUCUAUUGAAGCAUUUAAACUGGAAGCACUGGAUUGUAAAGUCUCUCUCGCUCUCUCUUUAGCUUGUAUCUAACGUUUUCUAGCUUUUAGCCAAGCACUGAUCCAUAAUCUGCACUAUAAUCCUAAAACUUGCUAUAAGGCCACAUUCACAAGGACAUUUUUUGGAAUAAUGCCCUCCUGGUGUUGAUUUCUAUCUCAAUGCUUUCUGUUAACAAACACUAAAUGGCCAAACGUAUGUGGAAACAUGGCCAUGACCUAGUUGGACAUCCCAUUCCAAAACCAUGGGUGACUAAUAUGGAGCCAUAAUCUCCAUUUGCAGCUAUAACAGCCACCACUCUAUCAACCCAGAGUAUUGAGUUCAUUGCUUCUGUUCAGACCAAUAGUGUUCAGUCAUACCAGACCCAUCAAACCAAGACUUGGUCCAAGGUUGGGUGAAAAUAAAAUUGCCUAAUGACCACUCUGGUCUCUCUGUAUUCUUCUACCGCUCAUAUCAGCACAUUAAAUUCUCUCUCUCUUGGAUACGGCCACUUGUGUUUGUGACAUCUCUGAGACUUAGGGCCUUGAUAGGUAGAGCAUCAGGCUUUUAAUCUUAAUCUGAGAUUCCAGGGUUCAAACUCCCUGUUCAGCCAGGACAGUGGUAGCCUAUUGGAUAGGGCUUUGAGCUAUCAACUGAAUGGUUGAGAGUUUGAAUCCCAGCUCUGCCAUCCAGCCACUGUUGGGGCCUUGAGCAAGGUUCUUAACCCUCUCUGCUCCAGGGGCUCCGAACAAUGGCUGACCCUGCGCUCUGAAGAAAGAAUUUUGUUGUACUGUACAUCUGUAUAUGUAUAUAUGACAAAUAAAGGCAUUCUAUUCUUCUAUUCAUUCUGCUUAAUCCAGGGUCUCUGAAGUAGCUCAUUAGCACAUUAGUCUGCUGUGCCACCUUAUCCUGUGCAUUUUCAUUCUGAUUAGGCACGGAUGUGUGGUUUGAGACCUGAGGUUUUUUAUUAAAACAAUGGCAACAAUGUCCUUGUGAAUGCUGCCUCACUGACGUUUGCAGGUCUGUAUAACCUGUACGCUUUACGCUAGCCUGCUAGUACGUAUACUGUAGGUCAUAAUAACUUCCUAGCCUUAUGAGACGUUAUUUAGUCUUACUUGUAAUGUUUACUUCGACUCUACUGACUGCAUGCAUAAUAGUCGCACUCGUACACGGCCUUAUUUAUGAAUCUAUAACUAAAUAUAGUCAUUUGCAUUGCUUUGUAGUAUUUUUUCCACUGGAUGCAGUAACGGCCAAGUUGAUGUGAAGCACCCAGCCCAGUGCUGGUGCUUUUCUCUGUGUAUAAUGUACAGUGUGCAGGUUUGUCCGAGAGGCUGUGUUAUCAUGUUUAUCGGUUCUGGCUUCUGGAAGGAAGUACUGGAAUGUUAACAUGUUUUGUAAAAAGGUUUUUGUAAGCAGUUUUUGACAAAUGUGUAAAUAUGGUCUGUUUUUGUUUUUAACAAUGUAUUUUCUGUUUUUUUGCAUGUUGAUUUAAGGAUUUGACUGAUGGCUUAUAACAUUGUUGCUUAAUAAGAGGCCGUUGUCAUUUACAGGACAUUUUUACAGAAAUAAAAUCUAUUU
Molecule: messenger RNA, 9245 nt
Organism: Trichomycterus rosablanca
Lineage: Eukaryota; Metazoa; Chordata; Actinopteri; Siluriformes; Trichomycteridae
Product: peripheral-type benzodiazepine receptor-associated protein 1-like
Exons: 33
Coding region: 1-6213 (2070 amino acids)
Molecular function (GO): protein binding
Source: RefSeq, a predicted model, not a curated record